AUAUUUGCAGUUUUUUAUUACACAGCUAUAAAACUCCACAAAAGGGGUGAAAUUUUUUUCUUCUGAUUGACAUAUAUUAUGAAAUUUAUUAAUAAACGCUAUCUAUAAAAUAAAGGGAUUUGACGACGUAGAGCCACUUUUAAGGAGAAAAUGCAGAAAUCGACAUAGUGUUAUUUCAUUAAUAGUGCGCUCGUGAAUUUCCCAAAUUAAUCACAAUUUUUAAUUUGACCUAAUUUCCAUGCUGGGGAAUGAAAAUAUUUAUUUUUCCAAUGCAAGGCAUGUGUGAUUUUUGAUAGCGAAAACUGCAAAUUUGGAGCAGUGUUGAUUAUAUCGAUGUUGAUAACUGCUGCAUCAACACAUAUAAAAGUACCUCGCCCUCUUUGCUUUUCACCAUUCAAGUCGACGAGUUAGAAGGAAUACGUAUUCCAAACCUGCAAAAUGGGCAUCGACGCGCUCAGCAAAAACGAUCCUUCAUCUUUUGCCAAUACUGAGGAUGUAGUUGUCCGACAUGCUCAUAUUGCCUGGCUGGUCGACUUCAAGAAGCAGACCCUCGCUGGCUCGGUCACCCUGACCCUGGAGAAGGUCAACGAGCUCGCAGACAAAGUGGUGCUCGACACAAAGGAUCUUAAUGUAAAAAAGGCUUCUCUGAACGGGAACCGCGUGGACUUCUUCAAAGGACCCUCGGUUGCCACAUUUGGUGAAAACUUGACGAUCAAACUCCCUCCUAACACUCCAAAGAUAUUUGAUUUGGUCAUUGAUUAUGAGACUUCUUCCAACGCGAGCGCUUUGCAGUGGCUCAGGCCUGAGCAGACCGCCGGCAAAACGCACCCCUACUUGUUUAGUCAGUGCUCGUCAAUCCACUGCAGGACAAUUUUGCCCUGUCAGGACACACCAUUCGUCAAAUUCACGUAUUCCGCUGAGGUGGAUGCAGACGCUGACAUGACCGUCCUGCUAAGUGCGAUCAGCAGCGGUACUCCUCAGGUCUUACCCGGUACUUCCCUGAAGCGGCACAGGUACCAGCAAAAAGUGACCAUUCCAUCGUACUUGCUUGCAAUUGUAGUUGCCAAACUGGCGCACAGGACCAUCAGCCCGAGAGUUAACGUCUGGUGCGAAGAGGAGAACGUCGAUGCCGCCACCUGGGAAUUUAAUCAGGCUGAGGAGCAGCUCAAGCUGGCAGAAGAAUUCUGCGGCGAGUACGAGUGGGGCCGCUACGACCUGCUGAUUUUACCCCCAAGCUUUGGCUAUGGAGGAAUGGAGCACCCUUGCAUCACCUUUGUCACGCCGACCUGUGUCGUAGGCGACCGCUCGCAAGCUGAUGUCAUUGCGCAUGAGAUCUCGCACUCCUGGACCGGAAAUUCCGUAGGAAUCAAAACGUUCGAGCACUUCUGGCUCAACGAAGGCUGGACUAUGUUUGUGCAGAGGAAGAUUGAGGCCAAGCUUUUCGGCGAGAAGCACAGACACUUCUCUGCUAUUUUGGGACUCAACGAAUUGAGGAACACGGUGAAAGACAGCAAAUAUCCAGAAAUCGAGACGACCCUGGUGAAAAACCUGACGGGAAUUGACUUUGAGGACAUUUACAAUAACGUGCCUUAUGAGAAGGGCCACACUCUUCUUUUCUAUUUGGAAACCCUUUUAGGAGGAAACGACGUGUUCGGCCCAUUCAUCAAGGCUUACUGUCAACACUUCAAGGGCCAUCCGAUCGACACUGAUAUGUUCAAAUCCUUCUUGUACAAGUUCUUUGCCAGCAAAAAGGCUGUCUUGGACUCUGUUGAUUGGCAAACAUGGUUCUACGGAACUGGAAUGCCACCAGUCAUCCCUCAGUAUGACAUGACCUUAUCGGAGGAGUGCACUAAGCUGGCAGAUAGGUGGCUAAAAUGCCCUGAAAAGGAGGUGGAUUCAUUGUCCUCUGGCCCAAGCUUCAAGGACCUGUCACCACUUCAGCAAAGGGAGUUUCUUGACCAACUAGAACUCAGCGAGCAUCAGAUAAUUUCGGUGACGAAGCUGCGAAAGAUGGACGAGUGGUACAACAUGAAGAGUAUGCGUAACACCGAGUCCAAGUACCGCUGGCUGCGACUUUGCAUCAGGGCCAAGUGGGAAGACAAGAUCGGCGAGGUCAUCGACUUCGCCACCAUCCAGGGCAGGAUGAAAUUCGUCAGACCCCUCUUCAGGUCCAUGUACGCGUGGCCGGCCGCCAGGGACAGGGCUGUGGAGGCGUUCAAGAAGCACCGACACGAGUACAUGUACCUUACUGCUAGACAAGUGGCACUCGACCUUCAACUUGACUCAUAAAAAUGUGAUUCCUAAUAUACAUUUGCUGCUCAAUAAAUCUGUGGCUGUUAGUUA
Messenger RNA from Cloeon dipterum, 2343 nucleotides. Its product is annotated as leukotriene A-4 hydrolase-like. Gene Ontology annotation, cellular component: cytosol. Gene Ontology annotation, molecular function: aminopeptidase activity; epoxide hydrolase activity; zinc ion binding. Gene Ontology annotation, biological process: proteolysis; peptide catabolic process. The record is from RefSeq and is a predicted model, not a curated record. NCBI's taxonomy places the organism in Eukaryota, Metazoa, Arthropoda, Insecta, Ephemeroptera, Baetidae. The transcript has 11 exons. The coding region runs from base 439 to 2289 and encodes 616 amino acids.